AUGGCCGGCCAGGCCGCGUCGCACGAUUCGUUCCCUGGAGCAGAGCAAUCAGAUGUGAUCUCGGGCUCACCCUCUCGCGCCGAGAUCACUGCACGAUUAGCUGCCACGCCUGUCGUUGGUUCGCCUUCCAUUCGCUCCAGUUCAAGAUCUGGAGGUCCGUCUCGUGGAGAAAUCGAUUCCAAUGAGCCGCUGGCAGGUGCUUCUGGAACCUCAGUCCCAGGCCCAGGUGCAUCCUCGUUGUCGCAGGCCCUGCGAGGACAUCAGAGCUCCUCUCCGUCCCGCUUUGAUGCGCAUCGCGAUUCACAGCCCAGCUCCGUGCGCUCUCCCAUUCCCGAUCAAGCCCUCUUGAGUCGAAGCCCCACUACGAAGGAAGACAUUGAGGUGCUGAAGAGACACUUGGUCGCACCCAACACAGCCUCGCCGCCAGGCUCAUAUCAGAGGUCAAGCUUACUUGCUGCGAAUCUCAACCGGAGCGAGUCACCUGCACCAGAGGAGGCGGAAUUUUCGAGUCUACAACUCCAGGGCGGAGAUACAACACGACACAUCUACCGUUAUGCAGAGCGGGUAGAGCGUGAGCAAGAAGAUCGGGACGUCCGAGGAAACCUGAAGCGGAGUCAGAGCGUGAGCUUGCCGAAUCGGCUGGAAGAAGAAGAAGAUGCUGCGUCGGUUAUUCAAGUACCGGGCGGCUUUCGGCGUGAUCACAUCAGACGUGCCGCAGCCUCGCCAGCACCUUCGGCACAGAACACACGGCGACCCAAUUAUGGCGCGGUAUCGCGAGCGUUCACAGAGCCCACGCGACCACAAUUUGCUACAGCAAAUUUCAUCGAGUUUCUCACACUCUACGGCCAUUUCGCUGGUGAGGAAUUAGAAGAAGAUGAUGAGAUCUUGGGAGUCGACGAAUACUUCUCCUCGGAUGCACACGACGAUGGUACCACUGAAGGCGACGAUCGUUCCGACGACGGUUGGGGCGAAUCCUCUGCCCUCCUGACCCCAGGCAAGCGCCGACGCAAGCGAAAGACCCGUCCUACAGGCAAAGGCACUCCCACCGGCGCUGCCAUGCUCCUGCUGAAGUCUUUUGUGGGCACUGGUGUGCUUUUCCUGCCACGUGCCUACCUGAACGGAGGUAUGACUUUCUCCAAUGCCGUGCUACUCAUCAUUGCUGCACUGUCCUAUUACUGCUUCAUCUUGUUGGUGAAUGUGCGACUCAAGGUCCAUGCGUCGUUUGGUGACAUGGGCGGUAAGAUCUUCGGGCCAUACUUCCGCAACAUGAUCAAUUUCUCCCUUGUGCUGAGCCAGGUUGGCUUCAGUUCAGCCUACAUCGUCUUCGUCGCGGAGAAUCUGCGCUCGUUCAUCCUGGCCGUCUCUCGCUGCAAGACGGACAUCGAUAUUGGCUGGGUGAUCCUCAUGCAAAUGAUUAUCUUCCUCCCGCUCAGCUUGUAUCGCAACAUCAAUCACAUCCAGAAGAUGGCUCUGGUUGCCGAUCUCUUCAUUCUCCUUGGCCUGGUCUACGUAUACUUCACCGAUGUCAAGGUCAUCGUCGAGAACCACGGCGUGGCAGACAUCCAUCAUUUCAACCCAACCUCUUGGCCGCUGCUUAUUGGUACGGCGAUCUUCACCUUCGAGGGUGUCGGACUGAUCAUUCCGAUUCAAUCUGGCAUGGCCGAUCCGAGCAAGUUCCCACGCGUUCUGGCUACCGUCAUGGCCAUCGUCACCGUCGUGUUCGUGUCCGCAGGUGCACUGUCGUAUGCUGCUUACGGUAGCGCCACCAAGACGGUCAUCCUUUCAAACAUGCCGCAGGAGGACAAGCUAGUCAACGCGGUGCAAUUCAUUUAUUCCCUCGCCAUCCUUCUCUCCACUCCAUUGCAGAUUUAUCCUGCCAUCGAGAUCACCAGUCAGCAGCUCUUCAGUCGCACGGGCAAGUACAACCCAUGGAUCAAGUGGAAGAAGAACAUCUUCCGCUUCUUCAUGGUCGCGCUGUGUGCGCUGAUCGCAUGGGCUGGUGCCAACGACUUGGACAAAUUCGUCAGUCUCGUGGGCAGUUUCGCGUGCAUUCCAUUGGUGAAUAUUUAUCCGCCUUUGAUGCACUAUCGCGUUGUUGCCACCCGGACUUGGCAAAAGGUCGUCGACGUUCUCCUCGUUGUUUUCGGCAUCUGCAUGAUGACCUAUACGACGGCGCUGACAGUGUCUGCGUGGGCCAAUGGUGAAUCCGACACCACGCCCGGAUACUGCGACAGUUGA
Dissoconium aciculare CBS 342.82 is the source of this 2238-nucleotide messenger RNA. RefSeq lists its product as uncharacterized. Gene Ontology annotation, molecular function: amino acid transmembrane transporter activity. The transcript is spliced from 2 exons. Bases 1 to 2238 code for a protein of 745 amino acids. Gene Ontology annotation, biological process: amino acid transmembrane transport. NCBI's taxonomy places the organism in Eukaryota, Fungi, Ascomycota, Dothideomycetes, Mycosphaerellales, Dissoconiaceae. The record is from RefSeq and is a predicted model, not a curated record.